Molecule: messenger RNA, 2913 nt
Organism: Nerophis ophidion (straightnose pipefish)
Lineage: Eukaryota; Metazoa; Chordata; Actinopteri; Syngnathiformes; Syngnathidae
Gene: ncoa5
Product: nuclear receptor coactivator 5
Exons: 12
Coding region: 374-2713 (779 amino acids)
Biological process (GO): regulation of signal transduction
Cellular component (GO): nucleoplasm
Molecular function (GO): RNA binding
Source: RefSeq, a predicted model, not a curated record
CCUUAUUUGUAGUUUCCUAAAAUGGCGGCGAGCAGCGUCGGAAGCUCCUGAUAGCAACCAAACUUUUUAGCAAAAUAACCGCUCAAAUUGUGAACAUUUCCCAGUUAACUUGCAGCCUACUUACUACGGCCGCCAUGCAAUGUUAUUUCUAGAUAAAUCGAACAGUCUACGACCAAUAGUUGCCGAUACUCCGGACCUCCAGCGACUUCGCGGCCUCCCUCCAGCGGCCGUGGCGGCAGCGGAGCCUCUCAGCACCGCCAACAGUCGGCGGCAGAGCCGGGGACACCCAGGUGGGUUACAAACUACCAAGGGAGGAUUCUGAGCGGAGCUACAAGCCCAGCUAGAAGCUCCAAGUCCCACAACGCCGCUUCCUAUGAAUGUCAGAUCCGUGGAGAAGAAAGUGGAACACUCGCAGCUGGAUUGGAGUGCGAUGCCGGAGAAGGAGGACUGCGGCGCCAUAUCUCUCAAGGAAACCUGGCUGAACCCAUCCGUGGUGAAGAUUGAGUGGCUCACGGCGUCGGAGCCGGACGGCAGCAGCUCUCUCACCGGUAAAUCUCCCCAGCCGGCGGUGUUGUCGGACCACAGCAGGAGACAACCCAUUGGAGCCAGUGUCCACAGCGUCUUGCUUGCAGUUCAGGAUUGUGGAUGGCCAUUUAAAGACACUUGUAUCGGCUCAAAACAAAACAUUUCCAAACAUUUCAAACGUACGAAGAAAGAGUCUGCCAAACUUUGGGGCCCAGUCAUGUCUCGCAGAAGAAGCCGAAGUUCAUCGCCGGGGCGUGUCACACGCUCCUGUAGCAGUAACUAUCCUCGAGAUUUGGAAAGAAGGCUUUUUAUUGGGAAUUUGCCGACAUCCAUCAUGGAGAAGAAGGAUUUGGAAGAACUCUUCAGACCAUAUGGAAAAGUUAUUGACGUGUCCAUGUUUCGUGGCUUUGGAUUUGUGCAAUUUGAACACAUAGAGGAAGCAGAAGCUGCAAUGGCGGCCCAAAAUGGUCGAAUUUAUAAAGAUUAUAAAAUAGAUGUAAAUAUGGCACUGGAUCGACGGUCAGCUAAACCUCAUUCCCAGCCGAGCCCUCCACGCAGGCCCCCCUUCGGCAGUUACGGGGACAACAAAGAGCCACGUCCUCGGUCACGCUCACCUGUAUUCCCUCGCGACGCCCGAGACCGUGACGCGCGCGACACCCGAGACCGUGAUGCACGCGAGGGGCGCGACGGACGAGAGGGACGAGAGGGACGAGAAGGACGGGACGGCAGAGAUGCUGCCAGAGAGGUGAGACCAGGAAGCCACCCUCGCGAUCACGAAUACCGUUACCGUGGACCGGAGGGUAGGGACAAGGACCUGAGAGGACCGCCUCGGGACCCCGCCUACAGAGAAGAAUAUGACCGUUUCUUUAGGGGUGGAGGCGGUGCCGAAGACCACUUCAGGAGGAAGGACGAAGCAUUCAGGGAGCCCUUCAGAGAUCCUUGGAAUGGACGUCGUGAGCCUGAAGCAGACGGCCGCGCCCGUCCAGAGGAGAAUCGGCGCAACGAACUCUAUCGACAGUACUACGAGGAACUGCAGCGGCGCCAGGAAACUGAGCGCCCCGUCGACUGCUCCGUGAUAGUCGUCAACAAGACUCAGAAUCGGGAGUAUGCUGAGACGGUCGGGCGCAAAGUCCACGAUUUGGGCAUGGUGGUGGACCUGAUUUUCCUCAACACCGAGGUGUCCCUGACUCAGGCGCUGGAAGACGUGGGCCGAGCUCGCACGCCUUUCGCCAUCAUCAUAACCCAGCAGCACCAGGUGCACCGAUCAUGCACUGUCAACAUCCUGUUUGGCACACCUCAAGAGCAUCGCAACAUGCCUUUGCAGGACGCCAUGGUCCUCAUAACCCACAACUACGACACCUACAAGGUAGAGAGCCGUGAGAAGGAACGCGAGGAGAUGGUCAGGAAGGCCGCUAAGAUGGCCGACGACGUGCUGCUUAGGGAGCCCGAUCGAGAGAGUCACCCCGUCGCCGUGCUCACCUCAAUCACGUUGCUGUCCGAGAACAGGUUUUUAACGCCAGAGGAGUUGGACGGUCUGAUAGCGUACAUAACGGACAAAAAGGCGCGGCUAUUGCGGAACCCUGCAGACACUCGCACAGCUGCGGUCCUCACCGCGUCGGCCGCCUCUUCCCAUGAUGCCGUGUCGGCAGCGUUGGGACUGGCCUCCACCCUCUCUGCCCACCCGGCGUCACAAACGUCUCUGAGCUCGCAGACCAACUCCAACCAGGAACUGCAGGCCAAGAUCCUCAGCCUCUUCAAAAACCGCACAGGGAUGCAGGCGGAUGUCGGCGCUCCGUCGUCCGCCGCCGCCCAGUCUCAGGACUACAGCUCCCUCGGCGGCCUGGUGCCCGGCCACAACCCGCUGCGCCCGGGGAUGCCCGCCACGCCUCAAGCUGCGGCCCAGGGGUACAGCGCCCAAAUGGGCCGCUCGCUCCCUCCCGCUGGUGGUCAGAGAGCGUCUAACUCCGCCUUUGGCAUCAAUUUAGAUAACCCGAGUGUCCAGAAAGCUUUGGACACUCUGAGCCAGGGCGGGCCGACUCUCAAUCACCUGGUGGGGGCAGGGGGGGUGACACAGCAGCAGCAGCAGCAGCUGCAGCAGCACCACCCACAGCAGCCCUUCUCCGCCAGCAGACCAGCAGCCAACAUGGGCCAAGGCCCGCCCAUGUCCAUGUACCCCCGGCACUACUGAUAGGCCACCUGACCUCCGACCUUUAACCCCACCUUGACUGUAGAUGUGUUUAGUCAGCCUUUUUAAGCUUUUGUUUUUAUCGUGGUGGUGGAAAAGAUCAGUGAGUGUUUAGUUUGUCCCUUCUACAGUCUUGGCCUCGCUUGUGUACAGAAUGUUGGGCGUUGUCAUUUUUCCACAUUAAAAAAAGUCACAAACACAAA